AUGAACAUCUUUCGAUUCUGUGGCGAUAUGCUUCACCUCACCAGCAUCAUGCUGCUGGUCUUCAAACUCCACCGCAGUAAGAGCUGCGUAGGCGUCUCCUGUAGGAUGCAGGAGAUCUAUGCCGUGGUCUUCAUUUGUCGCUACCUGGACCUCUUGUGGAGUUUCAUCUCGGUCUACAACACGGUGAUGAAGAUCACUUACAUCACCACCACAUGCUAUUUGAUCUAUUUGAUGCGCUUGAAGACGCCCAUAUGUCAAACCUAUGAGAGAAGCACAGAUUCCUUUCAGUAUGAACUCUAUCUCCUGGGCCCUGCCCUGGUCCUGGGUCUCAUAUGCACAGAGGAGUAUACUAUCCCAGACAUUUUGUGGUCGUCCUCUAUUUGGCUGGAGAGUGUGGCCAUAAUCCCCCAGCUGGUGCUUCUACAGCAGAUCCGAGAAGUGGAGAAUCUGACCUCCGAUUUUGUCGGCUGCAUGGGGGCCUAUCGUGCUUUCUAUAUCUUGAAUUGGAUCUACCGGUACUUUGCCGAGGACUAUGUGAACGUGGUGGGUUGGAUUGGUGGUUUGGUGCAAACUGGCCUGUAUUGCGAUUUCUUCUACUACUAUGCGAAGAGCAAAUGGUAUGGGAGCAAGUUGGUUCUCCCAGUAGCCUCUUGA
Molecule: messenger RNA, 654 nt
Organism: Cladocopium goreaui
Lineage: Eukaryota; Dinophyceae; Suessiales; Symbiodiniaceae
Source: the annotation of a GenBank genome assembly